AUGAAGCGCAACUAUCCGACAUGGGAACAAUCAGGCAAUAAGGAGGAGCAGAAGAAGAAUGACAAGUACGUCCCAUCCAAAGUCUUCACCAUCACCCAAGCUGAAGCUGAGGCAAGCCCUUCCAUCAUAACAGGUCAGAUCCCUAUGGCCAAUACCACAUGUAAAGUUUUAUUUGAUUAUGGUGAAUCACACUCUUUUAUUUCCAUUAGAACUGUAAAGAUUGUAAAUGCACCUAAUGAAUUAUUUAAUGUGGGGUUUGGGACUAUGUUACCCUUAAGAGAAAUUGCAAUAUCUAAAAAUUGGGUUAAAGUUGUACCUUUAUGGAUAGAUGGGAGAAAAUUGUAUGUAAACCUGAUUGCAUUAGAUUUAUCUGAUUUUGAUGUAAUUCUGGGGAUGAAUUUUCUCUCCAAAUAUGGAGUAUCUAUCAACUGCAAACGCAAGAAAGUGGUCUUUGCUCCAAAAGGCGGAGAUUCGUUUGAGUUCGAAGGCAUAAGCAAGAAACCCAUAACUCAUAUCAUAUCAGCGAUGAAAGCCAAAGAAAUGUUGCAACACUGA
Molecule: messenger RNA, 555 nt
Organism: Humulus lupulus (European hop)
Lineage: Eukaryota; Viridiplantae; Streptophyta; Magnoliopsida; Rosales; Cannabaceae
Exons: 1
Coding region: 1-555 (184 amino acids)
Source: RefSeq, a predicted model, not a curated record